GCCGCCGCCACCGCCGGGAAGGCAGCGGGCGCCGAGCAAGUUGCGAGCGCGCCUCUCCGCCCGGGGGAAAGUUUACCCCGCGGCCGCCGACGCGAGUUGGCGCGGGGUCCGGCCGCUGCGGCUGGAAGAGUUUAUCCAGAAGCCACCAUCAGAAAGAGACCUCAGGAGAAUCUUGACACCCCAGACGGGAGCAGACACCAGUUGAAAAAGGUGGGCAUCUCCGUGACAGCCGGGGCUUGCAGAGACCAGACCUUCCGAAACUGUCAUCAAAGCAACGUGAACCCUUUGCAUCUGAACUCCUAAAAACGUUGGGCACAAUCUUUUUCCAGACUUCUCAACACCGGCUACCCAGGACAAGCUGGCCCAAUAAGGGAGACUGACCAGGAGACGCUGUCCUGCUGACGUCGGAAGAACUGUCCAGGAGAAAAGGGGAUCACCAUGGAAGGAGACUGUCUGAGCUGCAUGAAGUAUCUGAUGUUUGUGUUCAAUUUCUUCAUAUUUCUGGGCGGAGCCUGCUUGCUGGGCAUCGGCAUCUGGGUCAUGGUGGACCCCACCGGCUUCCGGGAGAUUGUGGCCGCCAACCCCCUGCUCAUCACGGGCGCCUACAUCCUCCUGGCCAUGGGGGGCCUGCUGUUUCUGCUCGGCUUCCUGGGCUGCUGCGGGGCCGUCCGGGAGAACAAGUGUCUGCUGCUGUUUUUCUUCUUGUUCAUCCUGAUCAUCUUCUUGGCAGAGCUCUCAGCAGCCAUCCUGGCCUUCAUCUUCAGGGAAAAUCUCACCCGUGAAUUCUUCACCAAGGAGCUCGCCAAGCAUUACCAGGGCAACAAUGACACAGACGUCUUCUCCGCCACCUGGAACUCCGUCAUGAUCACAUUUGGUUGCUGUGGAGUCAACGGGCCCGAAGACUUUAAGUAUGCAUCAGUGUUCCGACUCCUGACUUUGGACAGUGAUGAGGUGCCGGAGGCCUGCUGCCGGAGAGAACCCCAGAGUCGGGACGGGGUCCUGCUGAGCAGAGAGGAAUGCCUCCUGGGAAGGGAUCUGUUCCUGAACAAGCAGGGCUGUUACACAGUGAUCCUCAACGCCUUUGAGACUUACGUCUACCUGGCCGGGGCCCUGGCCAUAGGGGUGCUGGCCAUCGAGCUUUUUGCCAUGAUCUUUGCCAUGUGCCUCUUCCGGGGCAUCCAGUAGAGGGUGUGGCCUGAGGCUUGAAGACUCACCCCGCCCACCACUGCCCAGCACCCAACGCCCUCCCCUCCCCCACACCCCUGCCCUCUUGGCCCCGGGGGAGGAGGUGAGGCCAUCCUGAGUGGCCAGGAAAAAGGGGCAGAGGAAAAUAGCUAUUUUUUUAACAAAACAAAAUGAAGACAAAACUAUGGACUGAUACAGCCCGUCUGGACUGGAGUGGGCACCGCAGGUUCACUGCAUGGACCCGGGCACACCCAGGAGGGAGUCUGCACUGGAGACCAAAGCAACAGCAGGCCCAGGCCGCCUCCUCGGCCCAACCAGAUCCGGCAGCCGGGGACCUGGGCCCUCGGCUCGCAGCUUCAGGAGUGGGUGCCAAGAACGUAAGGAUGUAGGCAAAUGAAGCAAAAGAAGAUGUUGGAGGAAGCCUGGCGAAGCCCAGGGGGCCCCCGGGAGACCUGGUCACCACGUCCUUGAGGAUUUGAAACCUACUCGGAUUCUCUGGUCCCCCAAGGAUGGAGUUGUCCUGCCUCAGGCUGGGGCCAAGAGUAGGAUCCAGACACUGGAUCCAAGAAUGGCCUGGCUGGUAGGGUCCACGCUUCCCCAUCUGUCAGACUGAAUAACCUGGAAAGCCCAGAGAGGAGCAGUUUCUCAUCCACAGUCACACAGCACAUGCAUGACCGUUCUGAACAAGAACCCCGUCACCCCGAGGCUGCCUGUCACUCCUCCCAAGGGUCUGCUGGUCCCAGCAGAUCUGCCGCUCUCACGGCUCCCUGGCCUCCGCAUCCUGGUUUCCCAGAAGAGAGAGGGCAAGCUGGUCAGGAGUGGCCUCCUCCCAGCUCCACAGCUAAGAACGUUCUCCACCCCCUGCCCACCUCCCCACACUUCUCUAAGUCCCAGGAACACACACACACCACAGCCCCUUUCCCACACUGCCCACCUUUCCUCACAAGCCCCUCUCUGGCUCCCAGGGCAGGAAGGAACCCCCUGGAUCAUCUGGCUCACCUCUCCUCACUCAGAAUUGCCGCUUGGAUGCCUUCUGCAUGAUCCCUGCCAAGACUUCUCCAUCUUCUUCUCACACACCUCCAAGGUCAGGGAGCUCACUACCUCCCAAGACAGGCUUCUCUUUGGACCGCUCUGACGUCAGCAUCAGCUCAGUACACGCGAGAGGUUUCUGCUUUCCUGUGGUUCUGUCCAUGUCACUCCGUGUGCUCUCUCUCUCUGUCCCCAAGUGUGAAGGCCACACAUUGUCCCCCCCCCCCCCCGAGCCCCUUUGCCCUCAGGCUAAAGACCCCCAGAGCACCUGUCAGUUUUGCUCUGCCAUGGCUUUCUGGUCCCCUCACCGUCUGUAGCACACACUUCUGAGUGUUUCCUCUAGGAUCUGGCAGGGGGAGGUUUCCUCACAGACUCACCCACACCUACACAGCACCCACAGAUCAGCCCCUUAUAUGUGCAGGUCUCGAAUUCCAGACCAGUGUUGGCAAGUGCACUGCAAGAUGUCUCGACCCUGACCAGUCAGGAGUGGCAGCUGGGCAGAGGAUCUGAGCUCUGGUCUGGGCUCAGUGGGCAAGGGACAGUGUGAUCUUGAUUAGUGAUGUCUGCCAAGCAACUCGGGCUGGAUUGGUGAUGUCUGCCACAGGCAUGGGCGUGGAAGGGGCGGUAUGUUACCCGCUCUCCUCCUAUCAUUGUCCGUCUUUGGGGUCUGGGAAGGACCCAUUCUGUCUCACAGGCCCUAAGCCAGCUUCCAGCCUCCCCUCCAGCCUUCCAGCCGCCAGGAGACGGAGCAGCGGCCUAGAGCUUGUGCUCCCCUGCUCUGCCACCUGACCCUCCUGACCACCAGAGCUCUCUCUGGUCUGGAUCUUUCCACAGUGCUCCUGUAUCAGGCUGCCCUGGCACCUCCAUAAAUGAUGUUACAAACUCCCUAGUGACCCGGCAUCCCCAGGACCCCAGAGGCCAUGCAACUGGUACUCCUGCCGGGUCUCUAGACCCACCCGUAAGUUGGCUUCAACUUCCUGCAAAGGGCUGGUAUGAGGUGGACAAAAUAAAGCAAGCUGAUUAAGCAGGGGUUAGGGUCAAUUUGGGCAACUGUGUGGCUUCAGUGUAGGGGUGCCCUAGGCAUCAAGGCCCCAUCCAGUCCCCACUGCCCAGAUUUUGGGGCCUUCAAGGUAAGAACCACCAGGCAUCAGACACCACCUCCCACCCCACCUCCCCAGGCCCCUGAGAUGAAAGGCUGGCCGUGGAGGAACAUCUGGGGGAGAUGGGUUUGAAGGCGGAUGUGAGAGUCUCUCAUCACCAAGGGCUUUCCAGAAAGGGUCAAGGAGCCCGGAUCUGCCACCACUGACUACAUUCUGGGGCUGGAAAGGGGAAGCAGGCCUCUGCUCUAUAGCAUUAAUGCAGGCUGGUAGCUAUUUGCAAGGCUGUCUGCGACCAUUCUGAACAGGCCUGAGAAGGCUAAGCCCAGCCCCAACAGCUCUCGAUGGGUGCAGAUGGCAAUUUGGGGGCCGCUGGGGAGGGGGUGGGGCUUCCUAGGUGGCACUGAUGGUAACAAAGCUGCUGGCCAAUGCAGGAGAUGUAAGAGACGUGGGUUUGAUCCCUGGGUUGAGAAGAUUCCCUGGAGGAGGGCAUGGCAACCCACUCCAGUAUUCUUGUCUGGAGAAUCCCAUGGACAGAGGAGCCUGGCUGGCUGUAAUCUGUAGGGUCAUAGAAUCAGGACACGACUUAGGCAAAUUAGCAUGCACACACGGGGUGGGGCGGGGCAGGGCAUGGAGUCUCUUAGCUGAGACUUCCUGAGCCUGAAAAUAGACCAGGAACCAGGGAGACCUUGCACUUGGUCACAUACCGCACGCAGUACUGAAAAGGCCACCUUCCUGCUUAGGGGCCGGGGGCUGGGACCCUGCCCAGCAUCCCACAUCCCCCCUCUCUCCUCUCCACGCCUAAGGAGCCCAGAAAGGACCCUCCAAGCCAGCUGAGGCCCCAGUCCCCCAUCUCCCUAGAAGCCCCCUCGUCCCUUCCCUGGUGGGUCCUAUCUGUUGAAAGUCUAUUUUGGAAACUGUACAUGUUGCCUGCCGUAGGUAGCAGAGCUAAUUUAUCAUGUUUAUCCCCUGUGAGCCUCCCUUUUUUAUAUUAUAUAUCAAGAGGAGUUUUUGUAAUAUAAAACAGGACGCCCACACUGACGGUU
Molecule: messenger RNA, 4357 nt
Organism: Dama dama (fallow deer)
Lineage: Eukaryota; Metazoa; Chordata; Mammalia; Artiodactyla; Cervidae
Gene: TSPAN18
Product: tetraspanin 18
Exons: 11
Coding region: 439-1185 (248 amino acids)
Cellular component (GO): membrane
Source: RefSeq, a predicted model, not a curated record